UCAAUGUCAAAUGUAUAGUUUAGAUUAUUAUAGAAGUAAAACUAUUUGCGCUAAAUACAGUGCCCGAGGUAAGAACUUUAUAGAUACUGGAAUAGUAUCGGAUACUAUUCAUGGAUCCAGAAAUUUCACUAAUGAUGCUAUGUACUUAUUACAUGUGCCUGGCUAUAUAUGUCAAUCUGAAGCAUUGCGAAGUAAUAUCUGCAAAAGCUCAUCAGAAGCGAUUACCUCUACCUAUCAACAAGCUUUUUUUUCAAAAACUAGAUUCGACGGUCUUUUAGUUAUGGGAUUCGACAAUUCAGAAAUAUGUAAAGCAUUACUUACUGAUAUCUAUUUUCAUCCUUAUACUUUUAAAAUCGGGAAUAUAAUAAAUUUGAACGUUUUUGGAAUCGGUAAAUCAAACAAUCCUAAUUGGAAAUAUGCUGGAAAAGGAUAUCAAAGCUCUUUUGUAUAUAACUUUCGCAAAACUCGAGCAUUAUUUUUUCAGGAAUUUAGUAAUAAAGAAGCAAUUGUUAAAAUAUAUCAAAAUUCUCAAGAAAUAUACGUCUUUCGUAAUACUGACCCUAAUACAGUUUGGAAUCAAAUUGGUAUAUUAACCCAAUUUACAGGAUGCACGCUAUUUGGACUUGAACAUGAACAAACGAAAUCAGAAAUCAAUAAUGAACAAACUCUAACAUGUACCGUAGAAGAUUGGCAAA
Molecule: messenger RNA, 695 nt
Organism: Racocetra fulgida
Lineage: Eukaryota; Fungi; Glomeromycota; Glomeromycetes; Diversisporales; Gigasporaceae
Source: the annotation of a GenBank genome assembly